UCCUGCUGUCCCAUUUAGAAGGAUUCUAAAGUCAAAAGCUUUUGUAAGCUCAUACACUUAUUCUGGUGCUGGAUUCUAGGGCAACACAGCUUUGAAGAAACAUGUCUACAGCUCUAAUCUGUCCUUCCUGUCACUGGAGUCACUAGAACUAGAGCUCCCACCAUGUCCCCUGUCCUGCUCAAGGUGUCCCAAUGUUGCCUGGUAUGCACAUGUUCGGCCAACCUGGUGCUGCUCUCACAGCCAAGCCUGUCCGACCGCAGUUUACCCGAUACCUGUGCAACUCUUGACACUCUGCAGGCUGGUGAUAGAGGCAGCGGGUCUGUGGGGGCCGUGCACCCUCCCCAGACGCCCUGAGGAGCUUCUGUGGCCCGCAUGGCCCCUGUGUUUGUGUAUGGGACUCUGAAGAGAGGCCAGCCCAACCACAAGGUCCUGCUGGAUGGCACCAACGGCUGCGCGGCCUUCCAAGGCCGGGGCCGCACGGUGGAACCGUACCCCUUGGUGAUUGCUGGCGAGCACAACAUCCCACGUCUGCUGAACCUCCCGGGGCAGGGGCAGUGUGUGGUCGGGGAGAUCUAUGCUGUGGAUGAGCAGAUGCUGCGCUUCUUGGAUGAGUUUGAGGGCUGCCCCGACAUGUACCAGCGCAUGCUGGUGAGGAUCGCCGUCCUCGAGUGGGAGGACACACAGGGAGCCCCUGAGGAGACGCUGGCCUCAGACGGGACCCUGCAGUGCUUCGUGUACAGCACAGGCACCUACUCACCUGAGUGGGUCCACCUCCCAUCCCAUGACAACUAUGACUCCCACGGGAAACAUGGGCUGCGCUAUAAUCCACGGGAGAACAGGUGAGAAGUGCCAGGACUGCUCCUUGACCAGGGGACAGAGGGAGCCCUGGUGAUGAUGAGAUUGUGGACAGAUGGUAAGCCCCGGAUGCCUCCCCUCGGACCACACCACUGAAUGCACAAGUGGAAUAAUGCUCCCUGAAACACACAGUUGUAAAAAUCUGUGGGAAAAGGAACAAUCUCUCUUUCAGUUGUAGCCGAUUUCCCCAAUAUUUUGACAUACUGAUCACAAGAUUAUGCCUGAAGCCCAUCUCUCUGCUAGCGCUUUGUUGCUUGCUGCUUCAGGAACGCCCUGGGCUUGAAUGGAUGGGAUAAGGAAGAUCCAGGAUUUUAAUUCCCCUAAAUGACAUUUCAAGAACUCAUGUCAUACUUUUCUUUCUUUCUUUUUUGCUUUGCUUUGAUCUGAAGAUAACAUUUAAAAUGUAGACUUUGUGUAGCAGCUAGAUUUUAGCAACCCCACUGUAUUGAUUCUAACCUGUCACAGUGAGAUGAAUUUUUAAACUGAUUUGGGUUAUCUCAGCAUUAAUAAAAUAAUCUCAAGAAAAACAUACUGUGUUUUGGGGGUAGUUUUAAAGCAUAUAAAACAUCAUUAUUCACAAUUUUCAGAUCAACCUUAUUAAAUAAGGGAUUACUAAGGAUGAUCAUGUAACAUUAAACUGGAUGUUUUGGGAAACCGAAUUUAAAAGUGUUGGUACUACUUUUGGGGUUUUUUUUUGGGGGGGGGGUUGUUACUUACUUGGUAGAAGGUUCUUUUCAUUAUAACCUAGCAAUAUAACAAGCCACCUACUUGCUGGCAGAUAGUGCUGAGCAGUCUGAUGUCAGCUAGAAGCUGACCCGAGCCCAAGGGGCAAGGUGCUGUCCCUGCCCCCAGAGGGAGCGGUGUUUAGGGAGUACGGGGGCCUUUCAGAGAAGAACCAACACAUUAGUAAUUUGUUCUUCAGGCCUGACAGAAAGCUUAGCUUCCAAAUACAAACAGCACUUAAAAUAAUUUUAGCAAGGCACGAAGUACCAAUUACUACCCACCUCCAUCUGAUAAUCUGUCAGUGUAGAUUCAGAUCAGCACACGCCUCUGCCUCUGCUUACUUACCAGCAAAGUAUGAAAUGUAUUCCAAGAAUUUCAGAAGCAGUGAAAACGCAGCUGCUGAUCCUUAGUAACCUCGUUCUCCGCUGGGAGAGCUCACUUGCUCUUCAACUUAAUGGUAGACUAUGAUUACUAACUGCAUCUGGCACAAAAACACCAUCAGUAUUUUUAGCCCUUUUUUCUUAAUUGGAAACUUGCUUCACAAAAACACAAAAAGGCAAGGAUGGGUAUCAACUGAUGGGCUUCUGGCAGCCACACCCACCACUCUCAGGCCAGGGAGCCCCAGCAAAGCCUGGGGGAGGCGGGGCAGGUGGCAGGGGGUUUCCAAGCUCCUGGGUGGGGGUCCUGCACAGGCUUUUGGAAGUCAGGUAUAGCCACAGACCAGAGUGAGGGCCUCAACCAGGAGACGUAGGUAAUCAGAUUAUGAGGU
Molecule: messenger RNA, 2347 nt
Organism: Nyctereutes procyonoides (raccoon dog)
Lineage: Eukaryota; Metazoa; Chordata; Mammalia; Carnivora; Canidae
Gene: GGACT
Product: gamma-glutamylamine cyclotransferase
Exons: 3
Coding region: 373-843 (156 amino acids)
Molecular function (GO): gamma-glutamylaminecyclotransferase activity
Source: RefSeq, a predicted model, not a curated record